AUGUCUUCAGAAGAAAUUCAACAACCAGUCGUUAACCGCGACUUGGAAGAACAACGCCCAGUUGCUGAUGACGUUUCCAGACAACCAGAGACUGAAUACAUUCCUCCUUAUGAACCAAAGUACAACCAAUUGGGUUUCAAGAAUGAAACUUACAGAAACCACCUGGUUGCUGCCAUUGGUGAGUUCUGUGGUACUUUCAUUUUCUUGUGGAGUGCCUUCGUCAUUGCUCAAAUUGCCAACUCCGAUCUCGAUGUCAAGCGUACCGGUGGUUCUCACCCAGGUCAAUUGAUUAUGAUUGCCUUCGGUUUCGGUUUCUCUGUCAUGUUUGCUGUCUUUAUCUUCUUCAGAGUUUCUGGUGGUAACUUGAACCCAGCUGUUACUUUGACUUUAAUGCUAACCAACGUUAUCCCAUGGCCAAGAGCUUUGGUUAUGUGGUUGGCUCAAAUGGUUGCCGGUAUGGCCGCUGCUGGUGCCGCUUCUGCCAUGACCCCAGGUCCAAUUCUGUUCGCUAACGGUCUAGGUGGUGGUUGCUCCAAGUCCAGAGGUCUUUUCUUGGAAGCUUUCGGUACCGCUAUCUUGUGUUCUACUGUUAUGUUCAUGGCUGUUGAAAAGCACAGAGCUACCCCAAUGGCUCCAUUUGCUAUUGGUAUCGCCUUGUUCGUCGGUCACUUGAUCUGCGUUUACUACACUGGUGCCGGUUUGAACCCAGCCAGAUCCUUCGGUCCAUGUAUCGCCAAGAGAUCUUUCCCUGUAUACCACUGGAUUUACUGGGUUGGUCCAAUUAUUGGUGCUUUCAUGUCUGCUUUGUUGUGGAAAUUAUUGAAGGUCUUGAGAUAUGAAACCUGUAACCCAGGUCAAGACGACAUUGCUGAAGCCAAGGCUAGAGAAUAUGUUGAAGCUCACUCUCACACUCAUUACGUCGAAAACUAA
Molecule: messenger RNA, 930 nt
Organism: Kluyveromyces marxianus DMKU3-1042
Lineage: Eukaryota; Fungi; Ascomycota; Saccharomycetes; Saccharomycetales; Saccharomycetaceae
Gene: AQY1
Product: aquaporin family protein
Exons: 1
Coding region: 1-930 (309 amino acids)
Biological process (GO): transmembrane transport
Cellular component (GO): plasma membrane
Molecular function (GO): water channel activity
Source: RefSeq, a predicted model, not a curated record